This is a messenger RNA of Rattus rattus (black rat), 2062 nucleotides long. RefSeq names its product lipase family member K (gene Lipk). The record is from RefSeq and is a predicted model, not a curated record. NCBI's taxonomy places the organism in Eukaryota, Metazoa, Chordata, Mammalia, Rodentia, Muridae. The coding region runs from base 107 to 1303 and encodes 398 amino acids. The transcript has 10 exons. Gene Ontology annotation, molecular function: hydrolase activity, acting on ester bonds. Gene Ontology annotation, cellular component: intracellular membrane-bounded organelle.
ACAUGUUUCACUGAUAGGAAACUCCGGAGGGAGCUGGAAUCAAUCUGUUGCUCUCUCACAACUUGAAGACUGACACUCAGAGGAGCUGAGAUCUGGAAGACUCCAAAUGUGGUGGGUUUUAGCGACAACAUGUUGUAUGUUUCUUCCUGGACCCAUAUAUGGCCAUAUUCAAGAGAUCAUCACAAAUCCUGAAGCCAAUAUGAACAUUAGUGAAAUUAUUUCUUACUGGGGCUAUCCUUAUGAAAGGCAUGAUGUUGUAACAGAGGAUGGUUAUAUCCUUGGAACUUACCGGAUUCCUCAUGGGAAAGGAUGCUCAAGGAAAGCAGUUCCAAAGGCAGCUGUGUAUCUGCAGCAUGGCUUAAUUGCAUCCGCCAGUAACUGGAUUUGCAACCUGCCCAACAACAGCUUGGCUUUUCUUCUGGCCGAUAGUGGUUAUGAUGUGUGGUUGGGGAACAGUCGAGGAAACACCUGGUCCAGAAAACACCUGCGACUGUCACCUAAGUCACCGGAAUACUGGGCCUUCAGUUUGGAUGAGAUGGCUAAAUACGAUCUUCCAGCUACAAUCAAUCUGAUCUUAGAGAAAAGUGGACAGAAGCAACUCUUCUAUGUGGGCCACUCGCAGGGCACCACCAUAGCGUUCAUAGCAUUCUCGACGAACCCAGAGCUGGCUAAAAAGAUCAGAAUGUUUUUCGCGCUAGCUCCAGUGGUCACAGUAAAAUACACUCAAAGCCCAAUGAAAAAAUUAACCACCCUUUCCAGGAAAGCUGUCAAGAUAUUAUUUGGUGACAAAAUGUUCUCCACACACACGUGGCUCGAACAAUUCAUUGCUACCAAAGUGUGCAACCGGAAGUUAUUCCGUCAGCUAUGCAGCAACUUCCUGUUUUCUCUAAGUGGAUUUGAUCCCCAAAACUUAAACAUGAGUCGCUUGGAUGUUUAUAUGGCACAGAGUCCUGCAGGAACAUCUGUUCAGAACAUGCUGCACUGGGCCCAGGCUGUCAAUUCUGGUCAACUCCAAGCUUUUGACUGGGGCAAUCCUGACCAGAACAUGAUGCACUUCAACCAGCUUACCCCACCUGUGUAUAACAUCAGUAAGAUGCGAGUCCCAACAGCAAUGUGGAGUGGGGGACACGAUGUUGUGGCAGAUGAAAAGGACACUAAGAACCUGCUCCCUAAAGUUGCCAACCUUAUCUACUACAAGGAGAUCCCACACUACAACCACAUGGACUUUUACCUCGGACAGGACGCCCCCCAGGAAGUUUACCGAGACCUAAUUAGAAUGAUGGAAGAAUCUUUGCAAAAUUAAUGGCACUCUAUUUUUGUAAGCAGGUGGGUGUCUUGUGGUAAUAAUAAGACAGACGCUCCAAUGACACCUCAGUCAUUCUCAACUUGUAUUAUCUCCUCUUUUCUGUGAGGAAGAGAAGAUGUAGUCAACAGCAUUUGCAAAGUUGACAGAGGCCAUACCCCCUGGCUAGGUGAUUCUAUUUGGCAAAGGUGAAGGAAUACAAUUACUUCCUUCAUUAUAAAACACAGCAUUACGUUUAAGAAUUCUAAAGCAUGAGCUACUUUUACAAACAGAUGUAAUGAGGAUGUUCACAUCCACAAGGAACAGCGAAUGGUUUCUCAGAUCUGAGAAUGAUCUCUGGCCAAUAAGCAGCAAAGAUCAGGACCUUCGACCCCUCUACAACGUCUGCUUGAGUGCAGACGCCCAUUACUUUGUACUCAAGCUUCCCACUGGGAAAGCAGCCUGGAUUGCAACCUGUGAAACCCAGGGCAGAGGCCUCCAGGUAUAACAUGCCUACAUUCCUGAGCUCCAAAACACUGGUAUCAUAAAUAUGCUCGAUUUUAAAUUGUCAACUUUAUUCUAAUCUGUUGUCAUCAAUAAUAAGGUGCCAAACCUUAAGAUAUAGCAAGUAUAUAAUAAAUGUAAUACUUGAUCCUAUUAAUUAUAUAGUGAUAUUAAUACCACAAUUUAAAGCAUUAUAAUCUUAUAAUUAUGUAAUACUGUAUUACGUGUAACAAUAUAUUUAUUGCAGUAUAUUAUAUGUUGUUAUGUAAUUGGUUG